CGAGAGCAGAUCAAAAGAAUGGGAAAUGCCAGCAGACCCUUUAGAAGAAUUGCUUAUUUCUUAUGCCUUUUAUCUGUGCUUUUGCUGACUGAAGGGAAGAAACCAGUGAAGCCAAAAUGUCCUGCCUGGUGUACUUGUACCAAAGAUAAUGCUUUAUGUGAAAAUGCCAGAUCUAUUCCUCGCAGCGUUCCGCCUGAUGUUAUCUCACUAUCCUUUGUGAGAUCUGCUUUUACUAAAAUCCCAGAAGGGAGUUUUUUGCUCACACCAUCUCUGCAGCUUCUGUUGUUUACAUCCAACACUUUUGAUGUUAUUAGUGAUGAUGCUUUUAUGGGCCUUCCUCAUCUAGAAUAUUUGUUCAUAGAGAACAACAGCAUUAAGUCAAUUUCAAGAAAUACUUUCAGAGGACUGAAAUCUUUAAUCCACCUGAGUCUCGCAAAUAAUAACCUCCAAUCGCUUCCAAAAGACAUAUUCAAAGGCUUGGAUUCUUUGACAAAUGUAGAUCUUCGAGGCAAUGCAUUUAAUUGUGACUGCAAACUGAAGUGGUUAGUGGAAUGGCUGGGCAGCACCAAUGCAACAGUUGAAGACAUUUACUGUGAAAGCCCACCAGAAUAUAAGAAGCGCAAAAUCAAUAGCCUCUCUCCAAAAGAAUUUGAUUGCAUUAUUACAGAAUUUGAAGUUUAUCAGUCCCUGCCAUACCAGUCUCUGUCAGUGGAUACUUUCUCAUACAUGAAUGAUGAAUAUGUGGUUAUUGCUCAGCCUUUUACUGGAAAGUGCAUCUUUCUGGAAUGGGACCAUGUAGAAGUGAUGUUCAGGAAUUAUGACAACAUUACAGGUACUUCAACUGUUGUGUGUAAACCUAUAGUUAUUAAGAGUCAGCUGUUUGUCAUUGUCGCACAGCUGUUUGGAGGCUCCCACAUAUAUAAAAGAGAUCGUUUUGCUAAUAAGUUUAUAAAAAUUCAGGAUAUUGAAAUCCUUAAAAUCCGAAAACCCAAUGACAUUGAAACUUUCAAGAUUGCUGAAGACUGGUAUUUUGUUGUGGCAGACAGUUCAAAGGCUGGUUUCACCACGGUUUACAAAUGGAAUGGGAAUGGAUUUUAUUCCCAUCAGUCUCUGCAUGCCUGGUACAGAGAUACUGAUGUGGAGUAUCUUGAAAUAUCUGGCAAACCACAUUUAAUUCUGUCAAGUAGCUCCCAAAGACCUGUAAUAUAUCAAUGGAACAAAGGAACAAAUGAAUUUGUUAAGCGUUUUGAUAUCCAAGAUAUGGAAGAUGCAUAUGCAGUGAAACAUUUCAAAGUGAAAGAGGAUGUAUACAUUUGCUUAACAAGAUUUAUUGGGGACUCUAAAGUAAUGAAGUGGGGUGGUUCAGCAUUUCUGGAUUUACAAAGGAUGCCAUCCCGAGGGUCAAUGGUAUUCCAGCCGCUUCAGAUAAGUAAUUAUCAAUAUGCCAUUCUUGGAAGUGAUUAUUCUUUCACUCAAGUCUAUUAUUGGGAUGCUGAAAAGGCAAAAUUUGUGAAGUUUCAAGAAUUAAACGUACAGGCACCAAGAUCUUUCAUACAUGUCUCCAUCGAUAAACGAGAUUUUCUCUUUGCCUCAAGUUUUAAGGGAACUACACUGAUUUAUAAACAUGUCAUAGUUGACUUAAGCGCAUGA
Messenger RNA from Indicator indicator, 1650 nucleotides. RefSeq names its product leucine rich glioma inactivated 1 (gene LGI1). The transcript has 8 exons. The record is from RefSeq and is a predicted model, not a curated record. Gene Ontology annotation, molecular function: protein binding. The coding region runs from base 19 to 1650 and encodes 543 amino acids. Lineage: Eukaryota; Metazoa; Chordata; Aves; Piciformes; Indicatoridae.